Rhea pennata is the source of this 3416-nucleotide messenger RNA. Its product is annotated as ubiquitin carboxyl-terminal hydrolase 12-like. The coding region runs from base 47 to 1156 and encodes 369 amino acids. Lineage: Eukaryota; Metazoa; Chordata; Aves; Rheiformes; Rheidae. The record is from RefSeq and is a predicted model, not a curated record. Gene Ontology annotation, cellular component: cytosol; nucleus. Gene Ontology annotation, molecular function: cysteine-type deubiquitinase activity. The transcript is spliced from 9 exons. Gene Ontology annotation, biological process: protein deubiquitination.
GGGCAGCGGCGGCGGCGGCGGCGGGCAGCGGGGCCGCGCCGCGCGGAUGGACGUGCUGAUGACGGUCCGCAGGCUCGCCUCCAUCUGUACCAUGGGCGCCAAUGCCUCUGCUUUGGAGAAAGAGAUUGGUCCUGAACAGUUCCCAGUGAAUGAGCAUUACUUUGGCUUGGUCAAUUUCGGCAAUACCUGCUACUGCAACUCAGUCUUACAGGCACUUUAUUUUUGUCGUCCAUUUCGGGAAAAAGUUCUGGCGUACAAAGUGCAGCCCCGAAAGAAGGAAAGCCUCCUGACGUGCCUCUCCGAUCUCUUCAACAGUAUUGCUACGCAAAAGAAGAAGGUGGGAGUCAUCCCGCCCAAGAAAUUUAUUUCUCGAUUGAGAAAAGAAAAUGAAUUGUUUGAUAAUUAUAUGCAGCAGGAUGCACAUGAAUUCCUAAACUACCUACUUAACACUAUCGCUGAUUUACUGCAAGAAGAGAAAAAGCAGGAGAAACAGAAUGGCAAACUCCAGAAUGGCAGCAUCGAGAGUGACGAAGGAGACAAGACUGAUCUGACGUGGGUCCAUGAAAUCUUCCAAGGAACACUAACCAAUGAAACCAGAUGUCUUAACUGUGAGGCUGUUAGUAGCAAAGAUGAGGACUUUCUGGAUCUAUCGGUUGAUGUGGAACAAAAUACAUCAAUUACGCACUGUCUAAGAGGGUUUAGUAAUACUGAAACUCUAUGCAGUGAAUAUAAAUACUAUUGUGAGCAGUGCCGCAGUAAACAGGAAGCACAGAAGAGAAUGAGAGUGAAAAAGUUGCCCAUGAUUCUAGCUCUGCACUUAAAAAGGUUCAAAUACAUGGACCAGCUGCAUCGAUAUACCAAACUCUCCUACCGUGUAGUCUUUCCCUUGGAGCUCCGGCUCUUCAACACUUCAGGAGAUGCUACGAAUCCUGACAGAAUGUAUGACCUUGUGGCUGUGGUUGUUCACUGUGGCAGUGGUCCAAACCGUGGACAUUAUAUCACCAUUGUGAAGAGCCAUGGCUUUUGGUUGCUGUUUGAUGAUGACAUUGUAGAGAAAAUCGAUGCCCAGGCCAUUGAAGAAUUCUAUGGGUUAACAUCAGACAUUUCCAAAAACUCAGAAUCUGGAUAUAUCCUCUUCUACCAGUCAAGAGACUAAGACAAAAGAUAAAUGUGUAUAAAUAAAAGAAAAAAGGGAUCAAGAUAUGUCCAAAUGGAACAUUUUUGUGACAGCAGAAGCAGUUCCUCAUUGUUGCUGUAGGACCAGGACAGAUCCAGCAGGGCGAAUAAAGGUUUCUCUCUGCCGUUUCUUGGAGGAUUAGUGCCGACUGCCGUAACAAGAACAGCUUUUGCUCCAGUUUUCUUUCUGGGCUUUUUUUUACGUGCUAUCUUCCAAAAUCUGUGUUACCUCUACUUGAAACCUGGCUGCUUAUUUGUUCACGAACUGAAGAAGAGUUUUAAAAGUAGCAUUGUAGAAUUUCUACCAUUUAAUGUCGGCCUGAGGCAAUACCUUGGUUUCUAUCAUCAUCGUUUUUCUGUAUUUUAGCAGAAUGAUUUCAAAAUUCAGCGUCAGCUGAAGGCAUAUUUUAGGAUAUGAACAGCAGCUGGUUGCUGGAUAUUUUUGGUGACUCAGACUUGAGAAGCAGUACAAAGCUAAGACAUAUUGGAAAUGUCAAGUCUGUAAUUUAAAAAAAGACAAAAAACCUCUCUCUGCAGCAUUGUAAAUUCCCCGUUAUUCCAAUUUUCUUGGUUUUAGAUAACACUAAUAGCACUCCUUUUUACAUUUUAAUUCUUACUGUUCUCUUUCUUCUUCAGAAGGUAUAGGACUUAAUCCAUAUUCAGCCUGAUCUAUUGUACCUUUGUCUUUCGAAGCAGAAGUUUUGAGUCAAAGCUACAUUGCUGCAGAUUCAAAGGGAGCAGAAAAGCAGUUAUGUUUUGAAGAAUAUGUCUGGCAACCAGUUGCUGCAGAAAGUCUGAAGUUGCAGCAUUUGUUGGAGCUAUUGCAUAAACCAAAAGUGCCCUCUUUCUGAAACAGAAUCUGUUCAGCAUUUCACUCAAUACAUAGUAAACUGAUGCAACUAGCAUUUGAAUCUAUGCUAAUACACAGAAACAGCACUAAUUGUGAAGGGUUAACCAAGGGAAGUAUUAUUUACAUAACUAAUCCAGCUGUUCUUAGUCUUCAGGAUAAUGGACAUUUAAGAUGGAAAAACAAAAACAAGCCCUGACAUUACCUUGCUAAGUGUCGCUCAUCGUCUGUUGGUAAUGUUUGUAUUGACCUGGGAAUCAUAACCCCCUAAAAAUGCUUCUGAUUGUUUACCUCUCUAGGCCUUGCUUUACAGAGGAGAGUAUGUUAGUCUUUUGAAGACUGAAAUGAAGUAAUUAUCCGUUACGUGUGUAUAUAUUAUAAUCUCAAGGAUAACUAGAAAGAAAAGACUAAGGGAGUUUGUAAGAAAUCUCUGGAAAUUUUGCAUAAUUUUCUUUGUUUUGAAAAGUCCUGUUACUGUGCCAAAGCUUGUCGCAGCUGGCUCUAAACUACCAGUGGAAAAUACAACUUUUCCUUUCUUCAUCUUGUUAGGUAACACGAGAGCUGUCCUCCAUGUGGUCGUGCCUGGUACAGCUGUUCGUAGCAUACACUAGUGACUGCUGUUCCGGAGGACGUUUAACUUAUGCAAUUCUGUGGCUUGUACAGGAUAUAGAAUAUUUUACCAAAAUAUUGUCCUCAGGAAAACAGCAGAUCACAAACAGUUUCUUGUAGUGGGCUAUACGUAUCUGUUUUUUCCUUACCAUGACCAGAAACAUCCUGUUGGCAAGUAACUCCUCUCUUCAAAAUGCAAAUUAGUCAUCGUCGCUGUGUUCCAACCGGGUGCAAGUCCGUUCUCGCUGCACAUCUUCUCCAGCAGAUAAAAUAUGGAAUUUGUUUUUCUUUUUUUUUUUUUUAAUCAUACAGAGUACUGUCAUCUGAAGAGACAUAUUCAAUAACAGCGAGCCUUCUUGUCAUCUUGUUCCUAUUGUGUGAAAAUUGUUCUUGGCUAAGAAUCCUCUCCCCUUGUUCGCACACAAGUCAUAAGUCCUCCCUUGGUGGAGCCAACAGAAGUCUGUCAUCAGUAAGUCUAGCAAAAAAUAAUUAAAAAAAAGAGCACUGAGUUAAAAAAAAUAAUCUAAACAGUAAAUGCAGAAAUUAAUGUAGUACACUAGACAUGUAUUUUGUAUAUCUGGCGAUACAUUUUUACAGAUAAAAAUACCUGAUUGAGAGAGAAUAUUGAAAGAUAUAUACUAUAGAUUAAAAAAGUUAAAAGUGCACUUUUGCUACAGAUUUAUAAGGAAACUAAAAGGAACUAAAUUGGAAGAGAAUGGUGUGAUGUUACUUCUGUAUAAUAAAUGACCCCGCCUGUCUCCAAUAAAGGUUAUGUAUGGUCAAA